This is a messenger RNA of Eruca vesicaria subsp. sativa (arugula), 630 nucleotides long. Lineage: Eukaryota; Viridiplantae; Streptophyta; Magnoliopsida; Brassicales; Brassicaceae. The record is from the annotation of a GenBank genome assembly.
AUGGAGAAGGCUAAGAAACUUUUGCUACAAGAUCCAAAACUGAAAAAAGGUUUUAAGUUUGAUCAUGUGUGGGUAAUGAUGAAGGAUGUUCCAAAGUUUACAAGCAAUGUCAACAUAUCUAUCCCAGAUACUCUUAACACUGAGAGCAAUACUUUCGGCUCUCCGACAUCACAAUCUCCGAAAAUGCCUUCAUUUUCAAUCAAUUUAAGUAGUGAUGAUGGCGGAUCAAGUUCCCGUCCUAUUGGAUCAAAGAAAGCAAAACUCAAAAGGAAGACUACGGAAGGUAAUAAUAUGGUGGCUGAUACUUUGAUAUCAUCCAAUGAACAAAUCCUUGAUUUUUUAAAAGAAAGUGCAACAAGCAGAGAUAAAAAUCAUGAGAUGAUUGAAUUACGAAUGAAAAAUGAAGCAAGAAAGUUAGCUUUAAAAGAAGUAAAAGAGGAAAAUAAAAUAUUGCUAAAAAAUUUAGCUUCUAUCGGUGAUAUUAAUACUCGUGAGUACAUUCGUUCUGAACAAGAAAGAAUCAUACGUAAAAGACGUCAAGAACAACAAGAACAACCAUCUUCGGUUACAAAAAACUUGUUUGGAUUUGAAGAUUUUGGAGCUUUCGGGGGAGAUUUACCAAAUUAUUAG